UUGGGGUCUGUACCAAGUAAACUUGAAUGACAAACCAUUUUACUUACUGAACUUUUCCAUAUUUGUCUCUCUAUCUUUCUUCUCUUAAUCAGAUUCUUGGUUUUGUUUUCAAAUCAAAAUCUUUCCAUAUUUCCACCAACUUUUCUGAAUCAAAACAAAAAAAAAUGCAUGCAAGUAAAAGAACCUCUAAAUCCCAUGGUUCGGAAGAUUGGCCGAGGAACGACAACGAGCAGGAAGUGCUCGAGGGUUCUGCUCCUCCUUUGAAGAAGGGUCGUACUGACCAGGAUUGCAUGCUGGUAUUUUUCGCGGAAGCUCAAGAUCUUAUGGAGUCUCUUAAUGCCAGGUAUCCUGACUCUAUGAGCGAUAACGACCUUAAUUUCCAAUUCGCCAGUCCCGACCCUUUAUACCGGCUGUUAGAAGGCAUCGUUAAGCUUGCUCGGGGGGCCACUGAGGACAAUAUCAGAUGCUUAGCUGCUCAAGAUGAGCUUGCUAAAGAGAAGAAGCGUGCCGAACUGCUCGAUGUAUCUCUCGCCUAACACAAAUCGGCCCUCGAAGCCGCAACUUUGAAAGCGUCUUCGGCUGAGGAGAGAAGUAUGAUGCUCUUCUAAAAGAGAAUAAAAACUUGGUCUCGGCUCUUCAGGAGUAUCAAGAUCGUACCAAGAAGCUUCUCGCGGAGCUACAGGCGCUGGAAGAUAAAAUAGUGGUCGAGCAGUCAGGGAAGAAGUUACCCGAUCUGCUUGCUGUAUGUCUCGCGGAACAGAAAUCGACCCUAAGUGUUGCAACUUCGAAAGCA
Molecule: messenger RNA, 793 nt
Organism: Mercurialis annua (annual mercury)
Lineage: Eukaryota; Viridiplantae; Streptophyta; Magnoliopsida; Malpighiales; Euphorbiaceae
Exons: 2
Coding region: 165-536 (123 amino acids)
Source: RefSeq, a predicted model, not a curated record